Molecule: messenger RNA, 714 nt
Organism: Daldinia childiae
Lineage: Eukaryota; Fungi; Ascomycota; Sordariomycetes; Xylariales; Hypoxylaceae
Exons: 1
Coding region: 1-714 (237 amino acids)
Source: RefSeq, a predicted model, not a curated record
AUGCAGGGUGAUAUCUUUCAGCUUGAGCAAAUGGCAGCCACUCAGGUUGUCGCUCACGUCGAACCCAGCACAGUUCCAGAAGACACUAAGAUCGAUCCUCAGGUCGCCAUCUAUAAUGAAGACGACCUUUCACAUUUACUCUAUGUUAACCAUCUACACCGCAACGGCCACAAGGACAAGGUUAUUGUCAACCACGUCUACCGUGAUGGCUACACAACACCAUUAGAGUCCCUGCCAUCGGGCAUACAGACACCCGAAUCAGAUACCAACGAAACUCCUGUUUUCAGCGACUGCGAUUCUGACUUUGACGAAGGUGUGUACUUACCAUCCUCAUUGGAUCCCUUUUCCCGGACUGGUCCACUAAGAUUUGAAGACGGCUUCGAAUUUCCCGUUUUUCUCGGCAGACAGGAGGAGGAGACGUCGCAUGUCACAGCGCCCGUAUCCGAACUAGACGCCCGGCCCAAGCAGGUCCACAUAGCUACACCGGAGGAACAUCACAUCUCCAACAUCUCGGGGCCGCUGAUGUCAUGGUGGCCCGCCUCGGAGGACCUAAUAGAGCACGAAUGGAUCGAGGAAGAGGCGGUUGAAUACAAGGCCCCUAAGAAGCCAUUGCAACAUCAGCACGUCUCCGACAUUGAGGGUCCCUUAAUGUCCUGGUGGCCUCUUCCGCUCGAGGUGCUGGAACACGAAUGGGAUGAACGAUUCUACGAAUGA